This is a messenger RNA of Aspergillus bombycis, 465 nucleotides long. RefSeq lists its product as uncharacterized. The coding region runs from base 1 to 465 and encodes 154 amino acids. Gene Ontology annotation, cellular component: mitochondrion. The record is from RefSeq and is a predicted model, not a curated record. Lineage: Eukaryota; Fungi; Ascomycota; Eurotiomycetes; Eurotiales; Aspergillaceae. The transcript is spliced from 3 exons.
AUGCUGUCUCAGCGUUUUUUGACCCGGCGCUUGCCCCAGGUGGCCGUUCGUUAUAACACCCCCCGCGCCUUUUUCUCUCAAAGCAAGAUUCUUGCGGCUGCAGAGCUUGAUGAUCCUUUGCAGAAUGGAAAUUACCAAAACCCUCCUCGCGUUAAGCGUGCCUUCAGAGACCCUCAUGGCGACUGGUGGGAUAAGCAAGAGAGACGAAAUUUUGGAGAGCCAGUCCACGAAGAAAACGAAAUCCUCGGGGUUUUCAGCCCUGAACAGUAUACUCAUGUUACGUCCCGUAAGGGCUUCUUCCACCUGGGCGUGUUCGUUGCAGCUUUCCUUGGAUUCUGUGGUAUUGUGAGCUUCUACUAUCCAGACAAGCCUAGCGUUCCCAGAACAUAUCCGGAAGGCUUGGAGAAGGAACUUGGAGGACCCGAUGCUGUUAGGGCCCGCAAAUCCGGCGAAGACUCUUGGUAA